AUGGUGAUGGCUUACGUGGGAGCCGUAGCGAGGUUGCCGUGUUCGGUCUGUGCGCCGCCAGACGAGAGACAUAUUCUUGUAUGGAUGUAUGCUGAGUUGCUCCCAGUUAAUAAAACAUUCAAGCCUUUACAACAUAACGCGCGGGCUGUGUUGGAACACAACCACUUGCAAAUAUACAACGUCAAGAUCGAAGACGCUGGCAUGUACCGGUGUCAGAUCGGAGACAGCAAUAGCCUGGCUGUAUUGGAGGUAGUAGACACGGACGAGAAAUAUUCUGUUGUGAAACCGUCUACUUCCCGAGGACCUUACGAAUCCCCCCCAUACAGUCUAAGUUACGAUCUGAUGAUGUUCACGUCAUGGUCACCGUGGAGCGAAUGCAGCGUCUGCGGGAAGGUCGGCAGGCGGCGUCGGUACGGAAUUUGCUUUCUCAAACUAGACAACAGAGAGAGGGCAAGAAGAACCAACGACAACUACAACACUGAAGAAAACAGCAAUAUAAGUUUGGACAACAAUGCGAUACAGCUAUUUGAAACAUUCCCUGAGGGGAUACCAUGCCGGUCUCGUUUUUUGCCGUCAAGCUUGAGAGAGGUGGCUGCCAUUCAACAAAGGACAAGCGAAAUAAUGAUAGCUUUAUGCAAGGUUUGGUAUUUCUAUAUGAUCACCACAGUAGCACUCAUGCCUAACUUCACGCAAACACGUAUGGGUAACAUAAUAUUUGACUGGUUCAGAGGGGUGACUUGUGAAGCAAUCAUAUUCAAGGUGAGAUCAACCAAGGGGAUUGUACUGGAGACGGCCAACAACACAGCUGGUAUAUAUUCCCUACAUCAAGUACUUCCGAAGCAACCCCCUCUGCCUGCCAGAGACACUAUAUUCGCUAGUUUUGGAGAUCAUAUCACUAUACAUUGUCCUGGAACAACACUAGCUGACGUACCAAUAACAUGGCGUUUUGGCACUAAGGCGGUGGUGCCGAGAGACAUAGACAAAGCUAGUGGUGGCAGAAUGUACAUCAAUUCUAGAGACCAAUUGGUGAUCACCAAAGUGUUGUAUAGAGAUGCAAAUGUAUAUAGCUGCUGGCAGCGCGCGGCGCAGUCGGGCGCGGUGGCGCUGCACGUGCGGCGCGGGGCGGCGCGCGUCUCGUCCCGCGCCCGCGCCCUGCUGCUGGCGCUCGUCGCGCUCGCCGCCGCGCUACUGGCGCUCGCGCACCACCUCGGGCACCGACCGCCCCCUACCGCCUACGCGGUGGCCUAA
Messenger RNA from Arctia plantaginis, 1248 nucleotides. The record is from the annotation of a GenBank genome assembly. Lineage: Eukaryota; Metazoa; Arthropoda; Insecta; Lepidoptera; Erebidae.